This is a messenger RNA of Hemibagrus wyckioides, 3041 nucleotides long. It is a transcript of the gene ankrd33aa, whose product is annotated as ankyrin repeat domain 33Aa. Gene Ontology annotation, molecular function: protein binding. The record is from RefSeq and is a predicted model, not a curated record. The transcript has 5 exons. Lineage: Eukaryota; Metazoa; Chordata; Actinopteri; Siluriformes; Bagridae. The coding region runs from base 584 to 1963 and encodes 459 amino acids.
AUCUCCUCUCACUGGGAUUGAAAGGGAGAAAUAAUCAGAGACAGAUUCUUGCUUUAGCAAGCUAUUACACUCAACUUUUACUUGCUAGUCUGGGAACAAAUGAAGUGGUUAAGACAUUGGAAGAUGGAGAAUAAGAAGAAAGAAAAAUUCAAAGCGCUCCGAACUCCAUUGUAACUGCAGAGAGAGGAAAAAAAAAAAGCCUGUUGCUGUUUCGGACAACUAAUCCCCAAAUCUCUUAUAAUCAGGAUGAGCAGGAGCAUGUUGCCUGACUUAAGACAGCAUCUAUGUAAAGGUUUGGGAAGGUUCUUCAGCUAAGUGACCUGACUGACUCAGAAUUGUGGUGGGAAUUGGAAACAAACAGGAGCAAAGCCUAUUGCUGUGUGAAUUACAAGAGACUGCCUCAUUUUAUCAGGAGGACAAGCAGGGGAAAAGACAAGGCAGCAAAGGGGAGAAGCGUGAGUCCAGCAGAGACACCUGGACCUUCUACUGAGUACAUAUUAUGGUGUCUGGUCUGGCUGCAGCUGGGAUACAGACUGGGAUGGAGCUCCUGCUCUGUGUGUGAUCUGUCAUUGGUGGGACCCAGAUGGCUAAAGUUAAAGUCAUUGUACAUGAUGAUCCAGACCUGGGCUUUGGUCCAGACGAGCAUGACUCUGAGUCUAUUUCUUGGGAUGACUCAGACUCCGGGAGCAUACUCUCGGAUGACUCUGCCCUCCCGGACUAUGAGCUGGAGGACAAUAUGGAGAGUGUGGUCAACACUCUGUAUCAGGCAUGUGCUAAGAACCAGGCUUCGUCCCUGUACAAAGUCCUGGAGAGGGGCGUGACUCAGGAAGAAGUCAUGGAGCUGGAUGCCAACGGCAGGAACGGCCUUAUGCUGGCAGUUUCCAAAGGCUUCGUAGAUAUUGUGUACGGCCUGAAUCAGUGUCCAUUUUUGGAUAUUAAUCAUCAAGAUAAUGACGGAAACACAGCACUCAUGAUUGCAGCACAAGCCGGUUUUGUGACUAUCCUAACCUACAUUCUGAACUACUAUUCCGGUGUGGACAUUGAGCUCAGAGACCACAGAGGCUUCACUGCUCUCAUUAAAGCAGCCUUGCAGGGCAACAACGACUGUGUGGCCUCGCUCCUCAUGGCUGGUGCAGAUAUAAAUUCAGUAGAUGCGACACAGAGGAAGGAUGUAAGAGAAUGGGCACUUAAAACAGGACACUUUGAAACUUUUACAAGGCUGAGGCUACUGUCCAGCCGGCCCCGUGCUGAACAGUUCUGUGAAACGUACAUCCCGGAGUGGCCAGAUCUUAAAGAGCUGGUGAGAAAAGCCACAACCACAAAAAGUGCAGGGCAGAAGGUCGCCUGUCGUUUGAAGUCCACGUUCACUUUCAGUUUCCCACAGGAUCCUCAGGACAACGGCGUCCUGGAUCACAUGGUGCGCAUCACCACAAGCAUCCACAGUCCACUGGUGGUCACAGGUUGCCGUCCAAUUUGUCCCUCGAGCACCCCAGAGAUCGGCAAGAGGCCUUUAGCCAUGUCUGGACUAGUGCAGCAAAACCCUGAGCAGAAACUUAAGAGCCACAUGACACACAACAGCAAUGGUUCCAUCUUCUCAGCCUCUUCCACCAUCAGCUCCGAAUCAUCUAUAUCACUGUCCUCAUGCUACUCAAACCCAGAACGUAAGAGCAGCAUGUUCUCUUUGGCCUCCAGCAGUAUGCGUAGACUGGUCCCACGCGGCAUAGCACGCCAUAACAGCAUCUUCCCCACCAGCUGCAUCCCUCAAAUCAAAGUGACCAAGUCAGCUGACCCGACCCCUAAGAAGGAAAAGAAAAGGAAGAUGUCAAAAGGUUACCUGGAACCACCUGUUUGGAAGUACAAGGAGGCGAAAAUGGAGAAGAAAAAAGAGAAGAAGCGGCUGGAGAAGGAAAAGGCUCAUAAGAUGAAGAUGGAAAAAGCUGCCAAGAAAAAGUCCAAAAACUGAUAAAGAAUUUCCACACACACAUUUAUCUAGAGUUUUAGUUCCCAUAAUAUGUUCUAAAAUCUAAUGGGACAGAUAGUGGCUCUGUGAAAUUUAAUUUUGUGUUAUUUUGGAUGUUUCGUUUUGUUUUUUUAACGCUGAAAGUGAAGUAUGGCUGCCAGAUGUUUGCAUAAGUUUAUUCUCCAAACAGCCAUGAGAAAGAGACCUUUAUUACAUAAAAAAUAGCAGCUCAGAGAUAUGGGUUUAUCAUGACUGUUAUUUCAGUUCAUGAGUAAAUCAUUUGCAAAUGGUGUCCUAUUUAUUUAAAAUGUUAUUAUUUCAAAUGCAAUGGGAAUAUUACAGUUAUCAUUUAUCCUUGUUUGCGUUUUUGCUGAUGUUCCUCUUUAAGAAACAUAUUUUCUUGGGUGUGUAUUACAGAUGAGGACAAUUUCUGUCCUUCCGAUCUGUAAGACACCUUCGUGAUCUUUCUAGGCCUUGCUCUAAGGGGUUUAUAAUGUAGGAACGAUUUAGAAAAAUACACUCUGUGCCGUUUAGCUGUCUUGCUGUGUGUCUCAGGGAUGAUAGUACAUUUAUUUGCUGCAGUACUGUUAAAGAGCAUGCUGCUCAAUCAGCAUCUCUAUGCAAAUGUUUCUACUGUGCAUUUGCAAUCAUUUGUAUUUGUAAGCCAAAAAAAUGUAAAAAAAAAUGUCCUGCAUUUUCUUAUAGCAUUUUUUAUAAGAAAAUUUUUUUUUGGAGUAAUGUGCGUUUUCCAUUUUGUUUUCACAAACAAUAUUUGCAAAAGCUAUAUUUAAAUAUUCAAUAAGUAUGAUAAACAAAAUAUUAAAAUUCAAAGCAGUCCUUCGAGGCCCUAGAAACACAUUUUCACAUGUUUAAAAAUCAUUAAGAUGCAUUUUCAUGCAUGCAGAACCAUAAAAAUAAUUUUUAAAAAAUUUGACGUGCAUUAACGCUCACAUCUUUAUCACUCUUUCUUCAUGAAAUCAUCAGGAUUGUGAAUCUAGUUAUUGUACCAGGCAUAUGUAACAAACAAAUCUGUAAAAAUAAAAUGCGAAAUACACAUUCACCCAAAAAACUAUUGUUUUUC